AUGCACACGCGCCCGGAUCCCGCUGAACAAAGGGCAGUGCGGGCACAGAGGAGCCACAGCGGUCAUGGAGCGGAGGCGGCGCGCGGAGCCGGCUGCCAGCCUCGCUCGCGGCUGCGGGACUACCCCGGGGAAAGCCCCCGCCCGGCCCCGCCCCGGGCCCGCGAAUCGGCCUCCCAGUGGCUGCUGGCCGCCGCAACCUGCGGGCUGGUGAGCCCGGAGGCUCCGGGAGGUGGGACCUGGCCGCGCCAGGCGGGCAGCGCUGGAGCCGGCCUGGCGGGGGCCGGGCGGUGGGUCCCCCUGCUGCUGGGCCUGCUGCAGUCCACUCUAGGGAAGCCCCUUCUCCCCCCUCCCCAGAACGUGACGCUGCUCUCCCGGGACUUCGGUGUGUACCUGACAUGGCUCCCAGGGCCUGGCUACUCCCAGAACGUGACCUAUUUUGUGGCCUAUCAAAGCGCUGCGACCCCCAGACGGUGGAGAAAAGUGCAGAAGUGCGAAGGAACCAAAGAGUUGGUGUGUUCUUUGAUGUGCCUGGAGAAACAGGACCUGUACAACAAGUUCAAGGGGCGCGUAUGGGCGGCUUCUGCCAGCGCCAGGUCCCCCAUGGUGGAGUCCAAGUACCUGGACUACCUUUUUGAAGUGGAGCCAGCCCCACCCGCCCUGGUAGUCACUCGGACAGAGGAGGUUCUGAGCAUCAAUGCCACCUACAAGCUGCCCCACUGCAUGCCCCGACCGGAUCUGAAGUAUGAGGUGGAUUUCUGGAAGGAGGGAAUCAAAAACAAGACGCGAUUUCCAGUCACCUCCCAUGGCCAGCCAGUGCAGAUCCCCCUGCAGCCGGCCGCCAGUGGCCACUACUGCCUCAGCGCCAGGACCAUCUACACCUUUGGUGAUCCUAAAUACAGCGAGUUCUCCAAGCCCACCUGCUUCUUCCUGGAUGCCCCCGGAGCCAGCUGGGCAUUCCUGGUGCUGCUACCACUUCUGCUUCCCCUGCUGUUGGUCAUUGCCAUAGGCUUUGUGAUCUGGAAGAGCUUCAGAGAGAACCCCUGGUUUCAGCAGGCAAAGAUGCCAUGGGCCCUGGACUUUUCUGGAAACAGAUACCCCAUGGCAACCCUUCAUCCCAGUGGUCCUGAGCCCCUGGAUACCUUGACCCUCUGUCCCCAAAAGGAACUGACCAGAAGGGUCCGGCCAAGCCCCGGAGUCAGGACCCCAGCCACCAUCCAGGCAGGACCAGAGAAGAACAGUGCUGAGGAGGAGGACAAUGAGGAGGAGGCAGACGACAAUGUCAACUUUCAGCCGUACCUUGAACCACCCUCCUUCCUAGGGCAGGAGCACCAGAUCCUGGGAAACUCUGCGGCAGGGGACACCUGGAGCCCUCCUGUCCAGGUCAAAGGCUGGUCUGCUACCCAUGCUUCAGACAGAAGCUGGGCCAGUGCGGGGGGCUCCUCCCCCUGGGAUGAGUCUGAGUCCUCUUGCUAUUUGGCCAAGAAGACGCUAGGCCAAGGGCCAGGUGGGGACGAGUGUCAGGAGCCUCUCCCACUGCCUGAAUUCUCCAAGGACUUGAGUUUCCUUGAAGAUCCCUGGAAAGAUGACCUCUCCUCCUGGGCCAGCUGGGGCUCUUUCUCACCAGGGCUGGAUCUGCUCCCUGGGGAGCCCCCAGUUUCUCUCCACGCACUGACCUUUUGCUGGGACAGCAACCCUGAAGAGGAAGAGGAGGAGGAGGACGAAGAAGAAAGUGAAGAUGGAGGAGGAAGGGAAUCAGAAAUUGAGGAUGACAGUCCUGGCAGCUGGGGGGCCGGGAGCCUACAGAAGACUGAGGUCAGAGGUCGGACCCUGGGACAUUACAUGGCCAGGUGAGCCAUUCCCCAGCUCCGCCCCCCACCACAUCUGGUGCCACUGAGCUUUCCUAGGACCGAGAUGCCACUGAGACUUGAGAGUCUGGGAGCAUCACCGCUGAGGACAUGGAGGGCUCUUGAAGCAUUUCGGAAACCCCAGGGUUGUUGUCAAUUGCCUUGAGCAG
Molecule: messenger RNA, 2014 nt
Organism: Lutra lutra (Eurasian river otter)
Lineage: Eukaryota; Metazoa; Chordata; Mammalia; Carnivora; Mustelidae
Gene: IFNLR1
Product: interferon lambda receptor 1
Exons: 8
Coding region: 1-1851 (616 amino acids)
Molecular function (GO): protein binding
Source: RefSeq, a predicted model, not a curated record